GCCGCCUCUCGGGCUCUGUUCCCGGGAUGUGUGCCUGUGAAGCCCCGCUGCUCCGGGGCCUCCGGGUCCUGAAGGAGUCCGUGAGGGAGCAGCUGUCCCGGGUGGAGGAGGAGCUCAUGGAGCAGCUGGAGGAGCGCAGCGGGGGCUCGCGGACCUCCUGGGGCCGCCUGCUGCUCGUGCUGCGGCCGCUGCUGACCGGGAGUCUCUCCGCGGCGGUGGAGCGGAUCACGGAGCUGGUGGAGAGGGAGGUGGAGGAGACCCGGAGGGCCCUGCAGAGACAGAGCCGCCUGCUGGAGGCGCUGCUGAGCCCACAGGUGGCUCUGACACGGACAGAUUUCCUCGGCCCGUCUAUUUUGACCGACAAACAGCCCCUGCUGCUGUCUGAGGGAGAACCCGCUGACAUCACUGCCCCGCUAAGCUCCGCCUCCUCAGAGCGCGCUGCAGAUGAGAGCGUCCACGACGACGACUGGAAGGAAAAUGACCACUCCCCAAGCAAAACUGAAUCCAAAGACUUGAGGACAGAUCCAGGACGGCGCCGUAACACUCACAGACAGCAGGGGGCAUCUGAGAGGCCAGCGGCUCGUCGUUGUGUUGUCUGUGGGCGGAGCUUCAGGCACAGAGGGAAUCUGGUCAAACAUGCAGAGACUCACUCAGACCAGGGCAUCUGUGGGGUCUGUGGUCAGUCAUCAGACCACCUCAUGCACCACCUGAUGUCUCACAAGGACUCCGUAAGUGGGGGCGGGGCCUGUGAGGUAUGCAGGAAGACAUUUCAGAACAUAGAGACUCACAUGAGGAGGCACACUGGAGAGAAACCGUACUACUGCUCCAUCUGUAGAAAGAGGUUCCCACGAGCAGGAUCGCUACGACGACACCACAAGAUCCACGACAGGAGGAGGGGGCGGGGACAGCAGGGACAGGACAGAGAGCGGGGAGAGGAUGGAGAGGAUAAGGGGCAGAAAAAGGACAAGGAAGAUGGAGGGGACGAUGGGUCAGAGCCAGAUAAGGAGCAUGAUUGUGGUCUGGGCCAGUCUCGAGGGUCCUGGUCCUGCCACGUCUGCAGUGACCAGUUUCAGAGCCGAGGCUUCCUAAGGAAACACGCUGAGUCUCACCGAAGCGACCCCCGGAGCGUCUGUGGAGUCUGUGGACAGCAGCUGGACUCACCUGAGGCUCUGCAGAAUCACCUGGAGUCCCACAGAGAGGCUGGGGGGGCCUGCUUGGUCUGCACCAGGACUUUCCAGAACCUGGAGACCCACAUGAGGACCCACACUGGGGUGAAACCGUACCGCUGCUCUGUCUGUGACAAACGCUUCCCCAGAGCCGGGGCGCUGAGGCGCCACAGGAAGAUCCACGGCGGAGAGAGGACGUAUGUUUGCUCGCGUUGUGGCCAGGACUUCACUGAGAACUCUGCCUUAAAGACUCACUGCAGAGAAAUCCACAAGGAGGAUCAGGGAGUGACAGACUCUCAGAUGGAGGAGAGUCCAGCCAUAAGACAACAGACCAGAGAGUCCGCUCAGACGAGUCACUGCUGCCAGGUGUGCAGCGAGUCGUUCCAGAGCGCCAGCGGUCUAAGGAAACACGUGAAGACUCACUCCAGCACAGCGGUGUGUGGGAUCUGUGGUCAGAAGGUCCUGCCAUCACAGACCCUCACAGACCACCUGCAGGUCCACAGAGAUGCUGCCAAGAUCUGCCACGUCUGCGGUAGAACCUUCCAGAACAUCGUCACUCACAUGCGAAGCCACACCGGGGUGAAACCCUACGUCUGCUCCAUCUGUGGGAAGUCCUUCCCCCGGCCCGGUGCUCUGCGGCGCCACAGGAGGAUCCACAGCGGGGAGCGGCCGUACAUCUGUGAGUUCUGCGGGAAGACGUUUAUGGAUAACGGUGCUCUGAGCACGCACAUCAGGAAACACAGCGGAGAAAGCCCCGCCCACCGCGUCUCCUGUGAGACCUGUGGAAAGACCCUGGCAUCGAUCCACGUCCUGGCAGUCCACCAGAGAAUCCACAGCGGAGAGAAACCGUUCAGCUGUCGGGUCUGUGGGAAAGCCUUCAGGCAGGUGGGGGGGCUGAACGCUCACAUGCUGACCCACAGUGGGGAGAAACCCUUCAGCUGCUCUCUCUGCCCCAAGAGCUUCAGCACCAAAGGUUACCUGCAGACUCACCUGCGCUUCCACAGGAAGGAGCGCGCCUUCAGCUGCGGCCGCUGCUCCAAAGCCUUCGUCACCAAGAACGACCUGAAGAAACACCAGCUGACCCACAGCGGGGAGAAACCCUACGGCUGCUCUCUCUGUGGGAAAUGCUACCAGGAGAAACGCUCCAGAGACGUUCAUGUGAAGGUUCACCACAACCACAGCAGCGGCAGGGAACCAAUCAGAAGACAGAACAGUCUGCAGCAGGACUUCAUCCAGCUGUAGGGACCACAUCAGUGCUGGACUGACUUUAGAUCCACACCAGUGCUGGACUGACUUUAGAUCCACACCAGUACUGGACUGACUUUAGAUCCACACCAGUACUGGACUGACUUUAGAUCCACACCAGUACUGGACUGACUUUAGAUCCACAUCAGUACUGGACUGACUUUAGAUCCAGGACUGGUUUUAUUUCCAGGACUGGUUUUAGAUCCAGAUCCAGGACUGGUUUUAGAUCCAGGACUGGUUUUAGAUCCAGAUCCAGGACUGGUUUUAGAUGGAUUUAGGGGGUCCCAGACUGGUGGGCUGCCAGUCUCUUGUUUCUGAAACCUGCUCAUCUCUUUUUUGAGACAGAAUCACCAGAAUCAUAUUUUUCUUUUUUGAGGCUUCAUAUUUUUUCAUGGAUCUUUGGGUUCUUUUGAAAACUGCAGAAACAAUAAAUAACUUGAACAAGU
Messenger RNA from Cheilinus undulatus (humphead wrasse), 2857 nucleotides. RefSeq names its product zinc finger protein 497-like. The coding region runs from base 27 to 2408 and encodes 793 amino acids. NCBI's taxonomy places the organism in Eukaryota, Metazoa, Chordata, Actinopteri, Labriformes, Labridae. The record is from RefSeq and is a predicted model, not a curated record. The transcript has 2 exons.